Suncus etruscus (white-toothed pygmy shrew) is the source of this 2879-nucleotide messenger RNA. RefSeq names its product armadillo repeat containing 9 (gene ARMC9). NCBI's taxonomy places the organism in Eukaryota, Metazoa, Chordata, Mammalia, Eulipotyphla, Soricidae. Gene Ontology annotation, cellular component: centriole; ciliary basal body; ciliary tip. Gene Ontology annotation, molecular function: protein binding. The record is from RefSeq and is a predicted model, not a curated record. Bases 82 to 2490 code for a protein of 802 amino acids. Gene Ontology annotation, biological process: cilium assembly. The transcript is spliced from 25 exons.
GGCCCGGGUGGGCUCGGCUCCGGUGCAGGAAGCUGAGCAUCCAGAGAAUUUUGCUGUGGGAAUCAGCGGUUACUGUUCAGAAUGGGGGAUAUUCUGGCUCACGAAUCUGAAUUGCUUGGACUCGUGAAGGAGUAUUUAGAUUUUGCUGAAUUUGAAGACACCUUGAAGAUAUUUUCUAAAGAGUGUAAAAUCAAAGGGAAACCACUGUGUAAGACUGUGGGCAGCAUCCCGAGGGACUCCAAGCCAUUGGUAAUCCAGAAGGACCUGGUGGCAGCCUUUGACAGCGGAGACCAGAAGCAGUUCUUUGAUCUGUGGGUCCAGCAUAUUCCCAGCACUGUGCGUGACAGUGACACCCUCGCCCAGAAGCUAGAAUUCUACCUCCACAUCCACUUCGCCAUCUACCUGCUGAAGCACCACAGGGGGACACCUGACAAAGAGGAACUGGACAAAAGGAUUUCCUACUUCAGAACCUAUCUGGAGACCAAAGGGGCAACACUGAGCCAGACCACGGAAUUUCUCCCUUUCUAUGCGCUGCCUUUUGUUCCCAACCCCAGGGUCCACCCAUCCUUUAAGGAGCUCUUCCAGGAUUCCUGGACCCCAGAAUUAAAAGUAAAGUUGGAGAAGUUUCUGACUGUAAUUUUCAAAGCAAGUAGUACUCCGAAGCUCUUAACAUUAUACAAGGAGAAUGGACAGAGUAACAAAGAAAUGCUGCAGCAGCUCCACCAGCAGCUACUGGAGGCUGAACGGAGAUGCAUGACAUAUCUGAAGCGGUACAACAAGAUCCAGGCAGAUUACCACAACCUCAUCGGGGUCACUGCUGAGCUGGUGGACUCACUGGAGGCCACAGUCAGUGGCAAGAUGAUCACCCCUGAAUACCUGCAGAGUGUCUGUGUCCGCCUCUUCAGCAACCAGAUGCGGCCCAGCCUGGCGCACAGCAUGGACUUCACAAGGCCAGGCACGGCCUCCUCCAUGCUAAGAGCAUCCUUGGUGCCCGUGAAACUCAAGGAUGCGCCUUUGCUGCCCUCCCUGGACUAUGAAAAGCUGAAGAAGGAUUUGAUCUGGGGGAGUGACCGCCUAAAGGCAUUACUGCUGCAGGCCCUGCGCUGGCGCCUGACUACGUCCCAGCCUGGGGAGCAGAGGGAGACAGUUAUGCAGGCCUACGUCAGCAAUGACCUCCUGGACUGUCACAGUCACAGCCAGAGGACAGUGCUCCAGCUGCUGCACUCAAAGAGCGAAGCUGUGCGUCAGUACAUGGCUCGGCUACUCAAUGCUUUCGCUUCCCUGGUGGAAGGUCGCCUCUACCUCGCCCAGAGCCCUAAAGUGCUGCGGAUGCUGGAGGAAAGGCUAAAGGAGGAAGACAAGGACCUUAUCACCCGGGAGAACGUUCUGGGGGCCUUGCAAAAGUUCAGCCUCAGGCGCCCACUGCAGACAGCCAUGAUCCAAGAUGGCCUCAUCUUCUGGCUGCUAGAGACACUAACGGAGCCCGACUGCCUGUCCGACUACACGCUCGAGUACGCCGUGGCCCUGCUCAUGAAUCUCUGUCUCCGGAGUGCAGGGAAGAACAUGUGUGCCAAGGAGGCUGGCCUCGUGCUCAAAGUUCUCUCGGAUCUGCUGGGCCACGAAAACCACGAGAUCCAGCCUUAUGUGAAUGGAGCCCUGUACAGCAUCCUCUCUGUCCCGUCCAUACGCGAGGAGGCCCGGGCCAUGGGCAUGGAGGACAUUCUGCGCUCCUUCAUCAAGGAAGGCAGCUCCGAGAUGAUCCGCCAGAUCGAGUUCAUCAUCGAGCAGCUCAGCUCAGAAGAGAUCCCUGAUGGUGAUCUGGAAUCUGAUGAUGAUGAAGAAGAUGACGAUGAUGAAGACCACGACACCAUGGAACCCGACCUGGACAAGGACGAGCUGAUCCAGCCCCAGCUUGGAGAGCUUGUGGGGGAAAAGCUACUGACCACAGAGUACCUGGGCAUUAUGACCAACACGGGGAAGGCGAGGCAGAAGGGGCCGCCGGGUGCACGGUGGAGCGGGGCUGAGCCACUGCGCCGGCCUGUCACCCCCGGGGGACACAGGGCUGGGCCCCCCGCGCUCCCAGACCAUCUAUCUUCCCCAGCACAGACUGCCCAGCACACCAGAAACGGCUACUUCCCAGCAUUGCCCACUUGCAAGGGGAGUGAACCUGGUGCCCCUGAACCUCACUUCUCUUCUUCCACUGUCCAUGGAAGGCCUGGAGAGUGGCUUCCAGCUCGACGUCAGAGCCAGCCUAGAGAGACACCCCAAGAUUUGGGCAGUGCAGAGACAACCAGGGACUUGACAUCUACCUUCAUCUGCAAGCCCCGGACACCCCGGACUCCAGAGAUUCUGGAGCUGAACCCACCCAAUGCCAAGGCAUCAGCUCCUGCCCCUCAGUUCUCCCCGUGGGGCCCCCAGCAGGCCAGCCGCCCCAACUCUACCCCAUCCUCCCUGAGGGGGCUGCACAGCAGCCCCCCCUACAGAAAGUGAGGCCCAUCUCAUGGCAGCUGAUGCGGCACUGAGCACUCUACGCCUCCAUGGGCCCUCCCGCCAUCCUAGACCCUCCAGCCCACUGACCUCAAGUGGACAAGAGACUCGGAGCAACCUUGAGCCAACUGGAGACUCAGAGCAGCACCUCCAGCCACGGGCCUGAGCCUGCUGACGUCCUUGUCCCUCACAGAUGUGCUCACAGCAGGGUCCCGUCCUGCAGUUCGAGCCCUCCAAGACUGGGCUUGACCCUCAGCCCCUUCCACUAUGAGGCUGUGGCUGCAAAUAGUCCCCUUGGCCCCCACAAGGUGGGGCCCUACUGGGACCUUAAGUCUUGGACCCCAGGAAGAAGAUUCUUAUGUCCUGCAAAGCCAGGAACCCCAGUUUCCCAG